This is a messenger RNA of Aureobasidium subglaciale EXF-2481, 1254 nucleotides long. RefSeq lists its product as uncharacterized. Gene Ontology annotation, biological process: C-terminal protein lipidation; nucleophagy; autophagosome assembly. Lineage: Eukaryota; Fungi; Ascomycota; Dothideomycetes; Dothideales; Saccotheciaceae. The transcript is spliced from 6 exons. Gene Ontology annotation, cellular component: Atg12-Atg5-Atg16 complex; phagophore assembly site membrane; cytoplasm. Bases 306 to 1220 code for a protein of 304 amino acids. The record is from RefSeq and is a predicted model, not a curated record.
UCUUCAAUUUUCAGGGGGCAGAGACAUGGGUCGUAAUAUUUUGCCAGACGAAGUCAAUAAGCAUGAGACAAAUCUGUAUAUCAUGAUCAUCCAAAAAUGUACCCAUCCCUGAAGUUUUGACCCAAAAUCGAGUGAUUGAUGUGACUGCGCACGACGCUCAGAGUCACCCUGUCACAGGCACCAACGACGCGUUGUGUUGCAUCUCGCCAUUUCAAACCGCAACACAACACAUCAAACCACGCAAACAAUGACACGAUAGCCCCUGACAUACUCUUCGGCAAGUAGCGAAAGUCAGUCACAGUAUUAUGGCGACCUCCCCAUCCAUCAUCGCAAAGAUACAACGAAAAGUGUGGGACGGCAGUCUACCGCUCGAAAUCCGACUGGCAAGUGCAGACUGCAGGACCUACGAUGAAACAGAUCCAUAUCUGGUCAACGUUCCACGUCUCUCAUACCUUCCCUUCCUCCUCCCUCGUCUCCACGCCUUCUUUGCUCCUAAUCUGAUAAACCCCUCCAUGCCCCCUCACUCCGCCUGGCUAUCCUUCCAAAAUGUGGCUCUAAAAUACCAUUAUCCCAUCGGAUUACUCUACGACCUAUUUUCUGGAUCCCAACCCUCAGAUUCUGAAGAUGAUGGUACAGAGGAAGCAGAGAACUUGCCCUGGAAACUUGAACUUAGGUAUUCAGAGUUUCCGAGGGAGCAGUUGAUGGAAUUGGAUGCAGAGGGGAAAGUGGUGAGGGAUUGCUAUGUUAAUGCUGUUAAAGAGGCAGAUGUGAUACGCAAUGGAAAGGGAAACGUCUAUCUGGGAUUAAGUCAAGUGGACUGUGAUACACAAUGGCAAGCCGUCCAGUCACAAAAUCUCCAGAAAUUCAACACGAUAAACACAAAACUCCUAAACCCACCAGGAACAUCCCUCCGCAACGUCCCCAUGAAAAUCUACCUCCCCACCGCACCAAUUUCAAAUCCCGGAGAUGGAGAAGUACAAGCCAGUAUACGCACAGUACAAGAUCUUGUACCUCUGUUUUCUGCUUCCCGUCAAGCGAAUACAUUGGGUAUGGCUUUGAAUACGAUUCUGAAGACGGUGUUUCCCAGUAGGAGGAAUCCGGUGUUGGCGUCGCCUGUGUUGCAUGGUGCUGUUGUGCCGAUGAGUGCGCCGGUGGAGGAGCUGAUGAGGGCUGCUGCUUUUGCGGAUGGCUUCUUGCAUGUUGUUGUCGUCAUGCUGUGAGUGGAUAGACGCGACUGAGUGAUGUUAUCAUUGA